Molecule: messenger RNA, 954 nt
Organism: Verticillium nonalfalfae
Lineage: Eukaryota; Fungi; Ascomycota; Sordariomycetes; Glomerellales; Plectosphaerellaceae
Exons: 3
Coding region: 1-954 (317 amino acids)
Source: RefSeq, a predicted model, not a curated record
AUGAUGCGUAUUGCCAUUGCCGGGGCCGGCUGGUUGUCCAGCCUGCUCACUCUUCACAUUUCACAAACAGGCAACCCAGUUCUCAUACUGUCGAGAAGUGCGCGACCAGACUUUGAGGCCGACUUCGAUUGCCAAGUUGCCGUGGUUGAUUAUGACGACGCAACUGCUAUCCAGUUUGCUCUCCAGGGCGUAGAUCUCGUCAUUAGCACUUUUCGCGGCCCCGCACAAAUCAACCUCAUCCACGCCGCACGACGGGCCGGCGUUCGCCAUUUUGUACCGGCAGAAUUCGAAGGUGGACUCGCUCAUAGACCAGCGACAGACGACCCUUUGGACUAUGGAUCCUCAGAAGCGCUGGACCUUCUCCGAACGUAUGCCGGGGCGAAGUCUCGGAACUUUCAGUGGACGGUGUUCUCGUGCGGAGUUUUCUAUGAGCGGUUCGGCCCUGGAGGUCUUGGAGCGUACGGCAUGGGCGCAUCGAGCAACUUAGCAAACCAGGGCGAUUACCUCGUCAAUGUCGGAGCGGGGACAGCAGACAUUGUUGAGACAAGUUCCUCCGGCCGGCCAGUCCAAGUGUGUCUGACCAGUAUGGACGACUUGGCUCGUUUCGUUGCCGCAGCCAUUGAGCUUGGUUUGGCAUCCUGGCCCAGAGAAUUCAAGGUGCGAGGUGAUCGCUUGUCGACUCGUGAUAUUUUUGCGGCCUGCAGCUACGUUCUCGGAGGGGGUCUCACCCUUCGCACCCGCAAACAGUCGAGGCUCGAGCAGGAGCAGGCCCAGUGUGCGUCAACCCAGGAUUGGACGCAGUGGCACUAUAUUCAACAAUUACGCGCGACCGCUGACAGGCGAUACGACUUUGGACACGCGAACCUCAACGACGUAAUCGCGCGUGCUGAUCCCAGCGUCCAGCCUGUGGGAUUUCGUACAUGGCUGGCGACACAGUGGGCACCAGACACCUAA